AAUACGAGGGUAGUUCUCUUUGUGACGGUGGUAGGUGGAGUGUUGCGAGAUCGAGGGCUUUCGUCUGUUUACUAAUAUUCUCUCUCUUUUCGUGUGUCUCUGAUUCUCUUUCAGUUCUUCGAAAAAACAAAAUUUUCAUUGCGCACAGGUUCUCCGAUUUCGUCGAUUUUGGAGUUCGCAGAUCUUGCGACUUCGGCAACUCGAGAUUGUGCUUGUUUUUUGGAGCAGUGAAUUCUUGAGUCUUUUGGAUCUCGAGUUAAAGCUCCGUUACGGAGGUUAGGAUUUUUUGUUAGAAGGCGAAAUUAGGGAUUGUAUAGUGGGAAUAGGGAAUUGAGUUUUUGGUUGGCAAGGAUUAGGGUUUUUGGAGGAGAUGGCUUCGAAUCCUCCAUUUCAGUUGGAGGAUCAGACGGAUGAGGAUUUCUUCGAUAAGCUGGUUGAGGACGAUGAUGUCCACGUGGCACCUGUUAAGCCCAUGGCUCAAGAUGUAAGCAGUGAUUCCGAUGAUGCCGCCAAAAUGUUUGCAAAUCUGGGAAUCGGUGAUGCCGAUGCCAGCGUCGCUUCUGAGAAUUCAGGUGUUGGCAAGAGUGGGAUUGAGCUGAAUAGAGAAGAUGAUGGCAAUAAAUCCAAUGUUGGAACCGUUGCAGGUGAUUAUGAAAAGGGAGGUUUUAUGGCGUCCUUGAAUGAAGGGACUGUAGAUCCAGGAAUACAUGGAACCGGAUCCGAUGUUUUGAAGGAUUCAAAUGCCAGCAAGAGCAAUGGAACUGCCGGUCCAGAGAUUAAGCAAGUCGGUUGGAAUGCUUUUAAUAUGGAUUCUAGUGGAGGCGAAGGCUUUUCCGACUUUUUCAGUGAAUUUGGGGAUCAGUCUAGCGGGGAUUUUGGUGCGAAAGUGUAUGGUGGUUCUAAUGGUGAAGUGAAACAUGAUGAGGUGAAACAUGAUAAUGGAAUCCAAAGUGAUGGAUUUAACAGUUCGGUUACCUAUGCCCAAUACCAAGAGGGUCAAGCUUAUGAUGCAUCUCUUGGAAAUAGCACAAGUGGUCAAGAUCUCGGUAGCAGCCAGGACUGGGAGAGUCUUUAUCCUGGAUGGAAGUAUGACUACAAUACUGGGCAAUGGUAUCAAGUAGAUGACAAUGCAACAGCUGCAACUCAGGGAAGCACUGAUGGCAAUGCAGCAGUGGCAGCAGGUUGGCCUGCUGCUUCUGAUGCUGCAGCAGAGAUCUCCUAUGAGCAACAACCUUCUCAGUCAAUUGCAGGAACAUUAGCCCAAUCUGGUACAACUGAAAGUGUAUCUAACUGGAAUCAGGUUUCGCAAGGGAACAAUGGGUAUCCAGAACAUAUGUAUUUCGAUCCUCAAUAUCCCGGUUGGUAUUAUGACACAAUUGCCCAAGAAUGGCGCUCAUUAGAUACUUACAAUUCAUCAGUUCAAUCCACGGCUCAGGGACUAGAAAAUGGUCAUGCUUCUACUGGUUCUUUUUUGCAUACGGAUAAUAAUUUGUAUACAGAAUUCGGCCAAGCUGGUAGUUAUGGCUCACAGGAUGUUAGUGGUCAAGCUGUGGAUGGCAGAUGGAGUGGUUCGUAUGGUGUUAACCAUCAGCAAGGCUGGAACACUUACACGACUGAAACUGUUAAUAGAAGUGGGGAUCAUGCAUCUUCUGUUGGAAACAAGCAAUUGGAUCAUUCUUAUGGAUCAAGUAUUUCUGUAAAAGAUCAACAGAGUACUUCUAGUUCAUUUGGAUCAGUUCCUAUGUAUAAUAAAGUGAACCACAAUCAUCAUCAAUCUAAUGGUAGUGUUGGAGUGCAAAGCUUUGCUCCUAGUGCAGAUCAUACUCAACAUUUAAAUUAUUCAAAUACAAAGUAUGAUGAGCACCAAAGUUUCUCAAAUGAUUACGCUGAAAGUCAGAAAUCCUUUAGUUACUCCCAGCAAUCAUUUCAGAGCGGGAAUCAGUAUUCUUACGCUCCUCAUGCUGGAAGAUCAUCAGCUGGACGUCCUCCCCAUGCCUUGGUGACCUUUGGAUUUGGUGGAAAACUUGUUGUAAUGAAGGAUUCUAGUCUCAUGAGCUCAUCCUUUGGUAGCCAGGAUGCUGCUGUUCAAGGUUCAGUUUCUGUGUUGAACGUGAUGGAAGUUGUCAGGGGAAGCAUGGGUUCUUCCAGUGAUUAUUUUCAUGCACUGACCCAGCAAUCUUUCCCAGGACCUUUGGUUGGUGGUAGUGUAGGAAGUAAAGAUUUGUACAAAUGGAUAGAUGAGCAGAUUGCAAACUGUGGAUCACCUGAUAUGGAUUAUAAGAAAGGUGAAAGGUUGAGACUCCUUCUCUCCUUGCUUAAAAUAGCCUGCCAACAUUAUGGGAAAUUACGUUCUCCAUUUGGCACAGAUACCAUACUGAAAGAAAAUGAUACUCCUGAAUCAGCAGUUGCAAAACUCUUUGCAUCAGUCAAGAUGACUAGUAAGGAUUUCACUCAGUAUGGCAUCCUGAGCCAUUGCCUGCAAAACUUGCCUCCAGAAGAAAGAAUGCGGGCUAUGGCUUCUGAGGUACAAAAUCUUCUUGUCUCGGGCAAAAAGAAGGAGGCUUUGCAAUGUGCACAAGAAGGUCAAUUGUGGGGCCCUGCACUUGUACUUGCUUCACAACUUGGUGAACAGUUCUAUGUUGAUACAGUUAAGCAAAUGGCCCUUCGACAACUGGUUGCAGGGUCACCUCUGCGCACAUUAUGCCUUCUAAUUGCUGGACAACCUGCUGAAGUUUUCUCUGCUGACAGCUCAACUGGAGGGAAUCCCAGUGCCUUUAAUAUGCCUGAGCAGUCUGCACAGUUAGGAUCUAAUGCCAUGCUUGAUGAUUGGGAAGAGAAUCUGUCUGUAAUAACUGCAAACAGAACCAAAGAUGAUGAACUAGUAAUUAUUCAUUUAGGUGAUAGCUUGUGGAAGGAGAGAAGUGAGAUCACCGCUGCACACAUAUGCUAUUUAGUUGCUGAAGCAAACUUUGAGUCAUACUCAGACAGUGCAAGGCUCUGUCUAUUAGGAGCAGAUCACUGGAAAUUUCCUCGAACUUAUGCUAGUCCAGAAGCUAUCCAGAGAACUGAAUUAUACGAAUAUUCGAAGGUGAUUGGAAACUCCCAGUUUAUUUUGGUUCCAUUCCAGCCAUAUAAGCUUAUAUAUGCCUAUAUGCUUGCUGAAGUGGGAAAGAUUUCAGACUCGUUGAAGUACUGUCAAGCAGCAUUGAAAUCCUUAAAAAUUGGCAGGACACCGGAAGUAGAAACAUGGAAACAAUUGGUAUUGUCUCUUGAGGAGAGGAUUAGAACCCACCAACAGGGUGGAUAUGCUGCAAAUUUGGCUCCUGCAAAGUUAGUGGGCAAAUUGCUCAACUUUUUUGAUAGUACUGCUCAUAAAGUUGUUGGUGGAUUGCCCCCGCCUGCUCCAUCAUCAUCACAAGGAACUGUACAUGGAAAUGAACAGCAUCAUCACUCUGUGGCACACACGCAGAGAGUAGCCAGUAGCCAAUCAACGAUGGCCAUGUCAUCCUUAGUUCCAUCUGUUUCUAUGGAACCCAUAACCGAGUGGACAACUGACAAUAAUAAAAUGACAAUGCCCAAUAGAAGUGUUUCGGAGCCAGACUUUGGUAGAAGCCCCAGACAGGAAACUUCACCUGAUGCACAAGUACGAGAGGCAGUAUCAGGGGGAACUUCACGCUUCUCCCGUUUUGGUUUUGGCUCACAACUUUUGCAAAAGACGGUGGGGUUAGUCUUGAGGCCUCGCACUGGCAAACAGGCUAAAUUGGGUGAAAAGAACAAAUUCUACUAUGACGAAAAACUGAAGAGAUGGGUAGAGGAAGGUGCGGAACCUCCUGCUGAAGAAACUGCACUUCCGCCGCCACCAACAAAUGCUGUUUUCCAAAAUGGUUCAACUGAAUACAACUUGAAAUCUGCAUUACAAACAGAAGGAUCACCUUCCAAUGGUGGCUCUGAUUUGAGAACUUCAAGUUCUCCUGGGAUGCCACCAAUGCCACCUAGCACAAACCAAUUCUCUGCACGUGGCCGCAUGGGUGUUCGGUCAAGGUAUGUUGAUACCUUCAACCAAGGUGGUGGAAGCUCUGCAAACUUAUUUCAAUCGCCACCUGUUGCAUCUGUCAAACCUGCUCUUGGAGCCAAUGCAAAGUUUUUCAUUCCGUCUCCUGCACCAUCAUCAAAUGACCAGACAAUGAUGGGUAUAACAGAAAGCAAUCAAGAAGAUACCUCGAGUAAUGAAAAUCCGUCUACAUCUUCAGGGAAUGAUUGGUCCCCCCAACCCCUCAGUCCCAAGCCACCAUUGCCCAAACAAAAGUUUCCAAGUAUGGGUCACAUCUCAAACCAGGUAACAAUGACAAAUAGUGGCAACCCUGGUUCCCUUCAACGGCGAGCUUCAUGGGAUAGUAGUGUUAGCACUUCAUUUAGCCCGUUGAGGAAGGGUGAAAUUAGGCCUCUAGGGGAAGCUUUGGGACUGCCACCAUCAGUGUAUAUGCCUAAUCAGUUUUCUUCGAUGAGCGCACCUCCUACAAGGAGUGGCAGUGGCAGUUUUAGUGAUCUUCAUGAGGUUGAACUUUGAGCAGAUAAUUCAGCUGUAAAUAUCAAAUUUUAUUUAUGGUCAUUAUCAUAGUUGGUUGGGAUCUGAGACACAAGAAUGGUGGUACAAGAUCUUUUCCCCUGCCCCAUUGUUCUAUAUAAUAUACAUCAUAGGUGUUAUUUUACUUUAAAUGCCAAGGUCACAGGUGGCUUUAGGUGGUGGUGGUGGUGGCCUUCUAGUAAGGGAUAGGCCCACUUACUUUGGCGAGCAGUAACCAAUUUGAAGAGCCUCCUCCAACUCGGUUCUUUUCAUGUCCAUAAACAGUUGAACUCUGAAACAGCAGCCAUCUCCAACCUCGCAUCUUCGUUGACCCUACUCUCCCCCACCAACGGGCAGCAUGGCGGUGCCGAUCACCACUGCAAUCCAUGCUGCCACAACUCUUGUUGUACAACAAUGCUACACUGCUAUGAAUGACAGCCGCCCGUGGCAACCUCGGUCUGCAACCCCAUCUCCUGCCUUCAAAAUGCCCAAAUUUGAUCCCUUCGCUACUGGCUCAUCAUCCUGCAUGCUUGAGAAACACUGCCUCUUUCUCUUUGAUUGUUUGGAUUAUUUUAUUUUAUUUUUUGACAACGGUCUCUAAACAGAUAUAGAAAUGUGUAGGAAUUUAAACUUGUUUGGAUAAGAAAACAAAUAUAGAAACGAGACAAGCAAACAAUUUUGUUUGUGUCUUUAUUUCCAUGGCCUUAGUAUUUCUAUA
This is a messenger RNA of Arachis stenosperma, 5282 nucleotides long. RefSeq names its product protein transport protein SEC16A homolog. The record is from RefSeq and is a predicted model, not a curated record. The transcript is spliced from 14 exons. Gene Ontology annotation, cellular component: ER to Golgi transport vesicle membrane; endoplasmic reticulum exit site. Gene Ontology annotation, biological process: autophagy; Golgi organization; COPII vesicle coat assembly. NCBI's taxonomy places the organism in Eukaryota, Viridiplantae, Streptophyta, Magnoliopsida, Fabales, Fabaceae. Bases 371 to 4567 code for a protein of 1398 amino acids.